AUGGGCCUCUCCCCCCGCUCCCUCCUCCUCCUCGCCCUCCUCGCCCUCGCCCUCCCCAUCGUCUACGCCUCCUCCGGCGACCGCAACCCCACAUUCCAGCACUGUCUCCGCGGCUGCUCCCUCACCUACUGCGACCCCUCCCAGCCCCCGAUCCCCCUCUACCUCAGGCUAUUUGGCUGGACAUGCGCCGAGAACUGCGCGUAUGAGUGCGCCCAUAGCUUCACAGACCAUAUCCGCCCGGGAAGCAGAUACCACCAAUUCUACGGCAAAUGGGCGUUCUACAGACUGGGGCCGUUCCAGGAGCCAGUGUCGAUAUUGAUGUCUAUCGGAAACCUUUACGUCAACUUGCAAGGUGUAUCCGAGGUUCGUAGGCGUAUACGGCCAGAGAACAAGUUGCGACCAUGGCUUCUCGCAGCUGGGUAUGUCCAGGUGAACACCUGGGUAUGGAGUGCCGUCUUCCACGCCCGAGACACCCCCACAACCGAGCGCCUCGACUACUUUUCCGCCACCCUCACCAUCUCCUUCACCCUCCUCUACGCCCUCCUCCGCAUAUUCCACCUCCAAACACCCCUCCUCACCACCCGCUUCCUCCUCCCCACCUGUGCUACCAUCGCCUUCCUCGUCCUCGGCCACUUCACCUACCUCCUCUCCUUCCCCCUCGGCUCUUUCCCAUACGGCUACCACACUUUAUUCAACCUCGUGCUGGCCCUGGUGCACAAUACAAUCUGGGUCCUCUGGUCAUUCUCUUUCAAAUUCCCAUACCCCUCCUUCUCUUUCUCUCGGUACACCCUCUCCUGGCCAAGGUCUUACCCCCCACACGACGCAUACCCCUCCCCCUCCCCCUCCCAAGCCGGCACCCCCGCCCUCCUCGUCGCCCUCACAACCCUCGCAAUGUCCCUCGAACUCUGGGACUUCUCCCCCUUAUGGCGCCUCAUCGACGCGCACUCUCUCUGGCACUUUGCCACCAUCCCCCUAGCUAUGGGCUGGUGGUCUUUCCUCGUGCAGGACGCUAUCGAGCUUGAAGGCGCGCUCAUGGGCCAAAGGGGUAUGGGCGUGGGGGAGAAGCAGGAGGAGAAGGAGAAGAGACUGAGGGAGGGGGAAGUGCCAAGGACGCCGACGUUUAGGGAGUUGGCUAGUGGGAGUGCGAGGUUGGCGAGUCCGAGUCCUAGUCCCGGUGCGAGGGUGAGGGCGAGUCCGAAGGCGGAGAGGAAUGAGUGA
This is a messenger RNA of Cryptococcus wingfieldii CBS 7118, 1218 nucleotides long. RefSeq lists its product as hypothetical. Bases 1 to 1218 code for a protein of 405 amino acids. The transcript has 3 exons. Gene Ontology annotation, molecular function: hydrolase activity, acting on ester bonds. The record is from RefSeq and is a predicted model, not a curated record. Gene Ontology annotation, biological process: GPI anchor biosynthetic process. Gene Ontology annotation, cellular component: endoplasmic reticulum membrane. Lineage: Eukaryota; Fungi; Basidiomycota; Tremellomycetes; Tremellales; Cryptococcaceae.